Galleria mellonella (greater wax moth) is the source of this 1787-nucleotide messenger RNA. RefSeq lists its product as uncharacterized. The transcript is spliced from 6 exons. Gene Ontology annotation, molecular function: cAMP response element binding; DNA-binding transcription factor activity, RNA polymerase II-specific. The record is from RefSeq and is a predicted model, not a curated record. Lineage: Eukaryota; Metazoa; Arthropoda; Insecta; Lepidoptera; Pyralidae. Bases 247 to 1767 code for a protein of 506 amino acids. Gene Ontology annotation, biological process: regulation of transcription by RNA polymerase II.
UCCAAUAUAUUACUGACACAAAGCAUAUUUCGAAUUAUUUACAUUUUUUCCUUAAAAUUUUAACAAUAAUUUUUAUUGUCGUGACAAAUGAACUAUAUGUAUUUUUUAUAAAUAUCUGAAAAGCUAUUAUUAUAUAAAGCUAAACCACUGCAAUUUCACUGUGUAAAUAUGAGCAUUCAUAGACAAAAAUUUGUGAAGUUGAAACAGUUUUGUUAAACUUCCUAGUUCUUAUCUAUAUAAGUGAUAAUGGUGGAGCCAGAGAAGCCGUUCGCCUGUACCAUAGCUGAUUGUGGAAUGACAUUCACAAACGAGGAUCAUUUGCAUGUACAUACUAAGAAACAUGACAUGGUAUUGCAAUUGGGUCUGGAACAGAAGGCUGCGUUUGUUGCAGACCAGACCCCCACUCCGACACGAUUUAUCAGAAACUGUGAGGAAGUCGGCCUUUUUCUGGACUUGCAGAGUGAAGAGAACCCUUUCGAUGAAGGAUUCAAGAGGGCCAUGGAGUCAGCCAAGCACGGGCUGCUAUCCAUGGAGCCUGCAGCCGCAGUCUCGUCGACCGACGACCUCCACACGCCGCAGAUGGUAUUCCCCAUGAUCGAUCAUGCUGACUCGGCACUCUACAGCGCCACCAACAAUCAGAGGAACAUCACAAUUAGCAGAUCGUCGAGCGACGAGUCGGGCGUCAUAAAGGAAUAUGAGACCACAACCAUAUCGAAACUGACCAACGAAGUGACCACCAUCAGCCGGAGAGUGGAGAAACACGACGUGGUUGACAAAGCACACGACGACACCAGGCACACAGAAGCUAUAAGGAACAAGGAUAUACUAAACGAGACUGUAUCAUACACGAAUAACAUAAUAAAAAUAAGAAAAGACUUAGAAACUAGCAAGAAUUGUCACAAUCCUGUUAUAAUAACAACGGAUUCCGUUAUGAGAGACGUUAACAACGUCAGCAAAGAUGUGUCGUCUAGUGAACAGGGCAAACACAUGGGGAUACCGCCGAUGAUGAGUCAGAAGUCGUACGAUUUCGUUGUGGACAGUCUAACAUCGGAUAUAUGUAGGAACGAACAGGUUGUAGACAGUAAGAAGAAGCCGCAGCCAACCAAGUCGACAACGGACAGUAUAGAAGAGUAUACAGUAACGAUAACACUGCCAGGCGGUAAGCAGAUACGGAUGAAGUCGGUGGACAGUGACAGUCCAGAGAAGAGCGUGCCGCAAUGCAACACGAAGGAAAAACUAAAAAAGGCCCUGACGAAUAAACUGACGAACAUUCCUGUAAUACAAAAUGUACCGGUCACAACCAACUUGCCUAUCGCGGCCGGUACUUUAAUACCAGUGACCAUAUUGCAUUCGAAUCAUGUGAACAAGAUACCAAUUACACCGUUAAAUGUGAUUAACAAUAGAGAAAUUAUGAAGCCAAUAAAGAGAAGACGUAUAGAGGACGGUGAUAAGAAGCAGCCGGGGCAAGGUGAUGACGAUGAUUGCGUGGUGGUGGACAGUGGUGCGCAGGGUGCGAGGAGGAAAUUGUCCGAUAAGGAUUUGGACUCGAGAGUAGCAGCGUCCAGGCGGUAUAGGCAGCGGUUAAAAAAGUCGAUGGCAAUACAAGAGUUGGAGAUAAAACAGUUGAACGAGAGAAACCAGAGACUAACGGCCGAGAAUGCCAAGUUGAAGCUUCUCAUCACCGAACACAUGAAGAAUUGCCCCAACGCUGAUGAUCUCAGAAUAAUUCAAGAAAAGAUGACUUUCAAUACAAGUACAAAUAUAUAAUAUAUAUAUAUAUAUAUAUA